Lemur catta (Ring-tailed lemur) is the source of this 4439-nucleotide messenger RNA. RefSeq names its product DEAH-box helicase 37 (gene DHX37). The transcript has 27 exons. Bases 95 to 3577 code for a protein of 1160 amino acids. Gene Ontology annotation, molecular function: ATP binding; RNA binding. NCBI's taxonomy places the organism in Eukaryota, Metazoa, Chordata, Mammalia, Primates, Lemuridae. The record is from RefSeq and is a predicted model, not a curated record. Gene Ontology annotation, cellular component: nucleolus; intracellular anatomical structure. Gene Ontology annotation, biological process: maturation of SSU-rRNA from tricistronic rRNA transcript (SSU-rRNA, 5.8S rRNA, LSU-rRNA).
GUGGCUGGGGCUGGUGGUCUGGGCACCCACGUGGGCUGGGCUUCAGGUUGACUUGGUGCUGCCGCCGGCGGGAGCCGAGCUGGGCCGAGGCGCCAUGGGGAAGCUGCGCCGGCGGUACAACGUCAGGGGGCGCCAGCAGGCGGGCCCCGGCCCCUCCAAGGGCCCCCCCGAGCCGCCCCCUGUGCGGCUGGAGCUAGAGGACAAGGGCACAUUGAAAGGAGUUGACGCAAGCAACGCACUGGUUCUGCCGGGGAAGAAGAAAAAGAAGACCAAAGCCCCUCCCCUGUCGAAGAAGGAGAAGAAGCCUCUGACCAAAAAGGAGAGGAAAGCGCUGCAGAAAAUCCUGGAACAGAAGGAGAAGAAGAGCCAGCGAGCAGAGAUGCUACAGAAGUUGAGUGAAGUGCAGGUUUCAGACACAGAGAUGAAACUCUUUUAUACCACAUCCAAGCUGGGCACUGGGGACCGCAUGUACCACACCAGAGACAGGAAGCCUGAUCAGCUCCCAGCCCAGGGCCCGGAGAGGUUCAGCAGCCUCAGCGGGGCCCACCGGAAGCGUCGUCGCUUGCCUUCAGCAGAGGAGUCCGAGUCCUCAGAGGAGUCUGAGCCAGAUGACGCCCCAGCCAUGGAGCAGGCUGAGGCUGGUGCGGGGACAACAGCAGCGCACCUGCCACCAGCUCCCCUGCAGGCCGCGGACGAGAGCCCGGCGCCCCGCACUCGGGCCCCGCCAGCCGGGACUCCCGCUCCUCCGGCAGCAGCCUCCGCCCCGACCAGGGCCCCGGUGAAGCCCGCUGUGUUCAUCCCCGUGAACCGCUCGCCGGAAAUGCAGGAGGAGCGGCUGAAGCUCCCGAUUCUCUCCGAAGAGCAAGUGAUCAUGGAGGCCGUGGCUGAGCACCCCGUCGUCAUCGUGUGUGGCGAGACCGGCAGUGGGAAGACCACGCAGGUGCCGCAGUUCCUCUACGAGGCGGGCUACGGCAGUGACAACAGCGUCAUCGGCGUCACGGAGCCCCGCCGAGUGGCUGCCAUAGCCAUGUCCCAGCGAGUGGCCAAGGAGAUGAAUCUGUCGCAGCGAAUCGUCUCCUACCAGAUCCGGUAUGAAGGAAAUGUGACCGAAGACACCAGAAUCAAGUUCAUGACGGAUGGUGUGUUGCUCAAAGAAAUCCAGAAGGACUUCCUGCUGCUGCGGUACAAGGUGGUGAUCAUCGACGAGGCCCACGAGAGGAGCGUGUACACGGACAUCCUCAUCGGCCUCCUGUCCCGCAUCGUGUCCCUCCGGGCAAAGAGGCACCUGCCGCUGAAGCUGCUCAUCAUGUCAGCCACGCUGCGGGUGGAGGACUUCACCCAGAACCAGCGGCUCUUCCCUGAGCCGCCACCGGUCAUCAAGGUUGAAUCCAGACAGUUCCCGGUGACGGUGCAUUUUAACAAGAGGACGCCGCUGGAGGACUACAGUGGCGAGUGCUUCCGGAAGGUCUGCAAGAUCCACCGCAUGUUGCCCGCGGGCGGCAUCCUGGUCUUCCUGACGGGGCAGGCAGAGGUGCACGCGCUGUGCCGCAGGCUCAGGAAGGCCUUCCCACCCCCCAGGGCCCGGCCGCAAGUCUCUUCCCCUCUCCCAGGAAAGGAGGAUCAGGAAGACUCGGUAGAAGAAAUGCGGAAGUUCAAGAAGUCGCGGGCGAGGGCCAAGAAGGCGAGGGCUGAGGCGUUGCCCCAGAUCAACCUGGACCAUUACUCGGUGCUGCCGGCUGGCGAAGGCGACGAGGACAGGGAGGCGGAAAUGGACGAUGAAGAGGGCGCCGUGGGCUCCGACCUCGAUCUGGACCUGGGGGACGAUGGGAUGGACGGAGGUGAGCAGCCGGAUGCCUCCCUCCCCCUCCACGUGCUUCCGCUCUACUCCCUCCUGGCCCCCGAGAAGCAAGCACAGGUCUUUAAGCCUCCCCCGGAGGGGACACGGCUAUGUGUCGUGGCCACCAACGUGGCCGAGACGUCCCUGACCAUCCCCGGUAUCAAGUACGUGGUGGACUGCGGGAAGGUCAAGAAGCGCUACUAUGACCGCGUCACUGGCGUGUCCUCCUUCCGCGUCACCUGGGUGUCCCAGGCGUCGGCCGACCAGCGAGCAGGCCGGGCAGGCCGGACAGAGCCCGGCCACUGCUACAGGCUGUACUCAUCUGCGGUGUUCGGCGACUUCGAGCAGUUCCCGCCUCCAGAAAUCACCCGGAGGCCCGUCGAAGACUUAAUCCUUCAGAUGAAAGCUCUCAACAUCGAGAAGGUCAUCAACUUCCCCUUCCCGACGCCUCCCUCCGUGGAAGCCCUCAUCGCUGCCGAGGAUCUGUUGAUCGCGCUGGGUGCCCUGCAGGCGCCCCAGAAAACAGAAAGGGUGAAGCAGCUGCAGAGCUCCCGGCUGAGCCGCCCCAUCACCGCGCUGGGCAGGACCAUGGCCGCCUUCCCCGUGGCACCGCGCUACGCCAAGAUGCUGGCCCUGAGCCGGCAGCACGGCUGCCUGCCCUACGCCAUCACCAUCGUGGCCGCCAUGACAGUCCGCGAGCUGUUCGAGGAGCUGGACAGGCCGGCCGCCAGCGAGGCGGAGCUCGCCAAGCUCAAGGGCAGGCGGGCCCGGGUGGCCCAGAUGAAGAGGACCUGGGCAGGGCAGGGGGCGUCUCUGAAGCUCGGCGACCUCAUGGUGCUGCUGGGUGCCGUGGGAGCCUGCGAGUACGCGGGCUGCACGCCCCGGUUCUGCGAGGCCGGCGGGCUGCGGUACAAGGCCAUCAUGGAGACGCGGCGCCUGCGGGGCCAGCUGACCACUGCAGUCAACGCCGUGUGCCCUGAGGCCGGGCUCUUCAUGGAUCCCAAGAUGCAGCCGCCCACCGAGAGCCAGGUGACCUGCCUGCGGCAGAUCGUGACGGCCGGCCUGGGCGACCACCUGGCGCGCAGGGUCCAGAGCGAGGAGCUGCUGGACGCCAAGUGGAGGAACGCGUACAAGACCCCUCUCCUCGACGACCCCGUCUUCAUCCACCCCAGUUCCGUCCUUUUCAAAGAGCUCCCGGAGUUUGUGGUCUACCAGGAAAUCGUGGAGACCACCAAGAUGUACAUGAAAGGUGUCUGUGCCGUGGAGGUGCAGUGGAUCCCCAGCCUGCUGCCCUCCUACUGCCAGUUUGACAAGCCCCUGGAGGAGCCGGCCCCCGCCUACUGCGCCGAGACGGGUCGGGUGCUGUGUCACCGGGCCAGCACAUUCUAUCGCGUCGGCUGGCCCCUCCCCGCCGUCCAGGUGGAUUUUCCGCAGGGAAUUGACCGCUACAAGCACUUUGCCCGGUUUCUGCUGGAAGGGCAGGUCUGCCGCGGGCUGGCCGCGUACCAGGGCUGCCUGCUGUCCAGCCCCAGCACCAUGCUGAAGACCUGGGCCAGGCUGCAGCCCCGGACGGAGAGCCUCCUGAGAGCCCUCGCCGCGGAGCGCGCAGACUGCCGCGACGCCCUGCUGGCCGCCUGGACGAGAAACCCCAGAUACCUGCUGGCCGAGUACUGCGAGUGGCUUCCGCAGGCCAUGCACCCCGACAUCGAGAGAGCCUGGCCGCCCACCUCCGACCCCUGACCCACACCUGGCUGCAGGCCGAGGACUGGUUCGGGCACCCCCUGAUGUGGGCCCUGGCCCCUGCCUGAGCCCGGGAGGCAGGCCGAGCCCCGGGUCCUGGGUCAUCCCAGCCUGAUUCUGCGCAGAGCUUGCCCUGCGCCAUCGAGCCCAGGGGUGGCUUUUCCGUAACUAUUUAUUACACAGUGGGUGAUGAUUUCAUCUCACGUGCUGGUCCGUGUCUCACACGUGCCCUUUGGACUACGCUAGUCCCAGCAGAGCGGCAGCGCUGGGCACAUGCAGGCCCCUCCCCACUCCCCUUCCGGAAGGCAGGAGCGUCCCCCACCCCCCGUGUUUCUUUCUCCCCUCAGCAGGGAAGCCCCCAGGGGUGCCCAGCACCCCGGCCUGGCCUCAGAGCCAUCCUAGACAUCAGCGAGGCUCUGAGUUCUGCUCCAGCCUUGGGAGGCUGCCCGGCCCACCCCCAGACCCCAUGCCUUCCUGGAAGGUUGGCCGUCAGCACCUUUCCUGUGUUGUGGCCACACAGAGUAGACAUCAUUCCCUGGGUGGUCUCUCAGACACCAGGGAGGGGAGCUGACCUUGUCCGUCGUCCGUGGUCACUGGAACUGGGGCCGUGCGACUGUUCUGUCAGCCUUGAAUGAGGACCCCAGACACCUCAUUUUGCCUCCCUCUCUCCUCCGUGGCAGAGGUGGAGGGGACAAGGGCAGGGGUAGGUGCCCAGGUGACAAAGGGACAAGGGGGCCCCUGCCCCCCCCCCCAGGGAGGGGCUUGGACGUCUGCCCAGGCCGAGCUUGGAUCUGGCUGGAUUCUGCAUCUGCAGCUUCAGCGGGGACAGAGUUGUGAAAUAAAAAUGUUCCCGCACCCACAG